AUGGAGCCAGUGCUGUGCUUUGAGUCCAGAAACGGUUCAUGCCAGAGGACAAUCUAUCCCUUGCCAAUACGCAUCACCCUCUAUAUGAUUCUAGGGGUCACAGUCAUCCUAACAGUGUGUGGAAACCUUUUGGUCACUAUCUCAAUUACCUAUUUUAAGCAGCUCCAUACUCCAACCAAUUACCUGAUUGCCUCUCUGGCUGUGUCUGACCUUCUUUUAGGUCUGUUAGUCAUGUUCCCUAGUAUGAUUCAAUGUGUAGAGACUUGCUGGUAUUUUGGUGAUGCCUUUUACCGACACUAUGCUAUUUGCCAUCCUCUACUAUACAAGAGAAAAAUAUCUGUUAAUGUUGUGUUGAUCAUGAUUCUGCUCAGUUGGGGUAUUUCAGCUCUCAUAGGCUUUGGAAUGAUUUUUCUGAAAUUAAAUCUUUGGGGGAUUGAGGAGUUCUACUAUGACCACAUUGCGUGUGAAGGUGGAUGUGUUUUGUUUCAGAGUGGACUGUCGAGUACUGUCUCAUCAGUACUUUCCUUUUAUGUUCCAGGAAUACUAAUGCUGGGUGUUUAUCUUAAGAUUUUUCUUGUGGCACAGAGGCAGUUACACAGCAUACAGAAUGCAAGCUGUAUGAGCUCAGCAAGAAUGUCAAAUACCAGCCAGACAAAAGCCACUAAAACACUUGCUAUCAUAAUGGGGGCAUUUCUUUCAUUUUGGACUCCUUUUUUUGUUUGUAACAUUAUUGACCCCUUUAUCAGUUACUCAAUACCUCCAGCACUGUUUGGAACACUUGUCUGGGUGGGCUACUUGAAUUCUACUGUGAACCCUGUAAUAUAUGCAUUUUUUUAUAGUUGGUUCAGAAAAGCAUUUCAAUUAUUCACUUCAGGUAAGACCUUUAAAUCUGACAUGUCAGAGGCAACACUUUUCACAGAAUAA
Molecule: messenger RNA, 924 nt
Organism: Epinephelus moara (kelp grouper)
Lineage: Eukaryota; Metazoa; Chordata; Actinopteri; Perciformes; Serranidae
Product: trace amine-associated receptor 1-like
Exons: 2
Coding region: 1-924 (307 amino acids)
Biological process (GO): adenylate cyclase-activating adrenergic receptor signaling pathway
Cellular component (GO): membrane
Molecular function (GO): trace-amine receptor activity
Source: RefSeq, a predicted model, not a curated record